This is a messenger RNA of Sphaerodactylus townsendi, 5219 nucleotides long. It is a transcript of the gene SCUBE1, whose product is annotated as signal peptide, CUB domain and EGF like domain containing 1. The record is from RefSeq and is a predicted model, not a curated record. The transcript has 23 exons. Gene Ontology annotation, molecular function: calcium ion binding. Bases 26 to 3070 code for a protein of 1014 amino acids. Lineage: Eukaryota; Metazoa; Chordata; Lepidosauria; Squamata; Sphaerodactylidae. Gene Ontology annotation, cellular component: cell surface. Gene Ontology annotation, biological process: signal transduction.
ACUUGCCCGGGCGCCGCACGUCGUCAUGGGCGCUGCGUGCUGGGCAUGGCACUUGUCCCUGGCCGUCGCCUUCUUCCAGCCUGGCAGGCUUGCCGGAGGCAACGGGGUGGCAGAUGCUGAUGAAUGUGCAGAAGGGACGGAUGACUGCCAUAUUGACGCAAUUUGUCAAAACACACCCAAGUCCUAUAAAUGCAUCUGUAAACCAGGUUAUAAAGGGGAAGGGAAACAAUGUGAAGACAUUGAUGAGUGUGAAAACGACUUCUACAAUGGAGGAUGUGUACAUGAAUGUAUCAACAUUCCAGGCAAUUACCGGUGUACCUGCUAUGAUGGGUUCAUGUUGGCUCAUGAUGGACACAAUUGUCUUGAUAUUGAUGAAUGUCUGGAUAACAAUGGUGGCUGCCAGCAGAUUUGUGUCAAUACUAUGGGAAGCUAUGAAUGUCAGUGCAAAGAAGGCUUUUUCUUGAGCGAUAAUCAGCACACCUGUAUUCAUCGCUCUAAUGAGGGUAUGAAUUGUAUGAACAAAGAUCAUGGGUGUGCACAUAUCUGCCGGGAGACACCGAAAGGUGGGGUUGCCUGUGAAUGUAGGCCUGGCUUUGAACUUGCCAAAAACCAGAAGAACUGCAAAUUAACCUGUAACUAUGGAAAUGGAGGCUGCCAACAUACGUGUGACGACACAGAGACUGGUCCUGUGUGCGGCUGUCAUCAGAAGUAUGCGCUACACUCUGACGGUCGGACGUGCAUUGAGAAGGAUGAGGCUGCAAUUGAGAGCUCAGAGUUCAAUGCCACGUCAGUAGCUGAUGUGGACAAGCGGGUGAAACGGCGGCUACUCAUGGAAACAUGUGCUGUCAAUAAUGGAGGCUGUGACCGUACUUGCAAGGAUACAGCAACAGGAGUUCGCUGCAGUUGCCCGGUUGGAUUUACCCUGCAGCCUGAUGGGAAAACAUGCAAAGAUAUAGAUGAAUGUCUGGUGAACAAUGGCGGCUGUGAUCAUUUCUGCCGAAACACGGUGGGCAGUUUUGAAUGCAGCUGUCAAAAGGGCUAUAAACUUUUAACAGAUGAACGAACCUGCCAAGAUAUAGACGAAUGCUCCUUUGAAAGGACGUGUGACCAUAUCUGUAUUAACUACCCGGGAACUUUUGAGUGCCUGUGCCAUGAAGGUUACACGUUAUAUGGAAUGACACACUGUGGAGAUAUCGAUGAAUGCAGCGUCAACAAAGGGAGCUGUGGCUACGGAUGCUUGAACACGAUGGGAAGUUAUGAAUGUGUUUGUCCGCCUGGGAAGAAGCUACACUGGAAUAAAAAGGAUUGUGUUGCUAGAAAGCCAUCAAUCCAGAUGCCUCAGUUGGUGUGUAGCAAAUCGGGAGGAGUUGAGAGCUGUUUCUUAUCAUGUCCAUCUAAUAUACUUUUUGUCCCAGACUCUGAGAACAGUUAUUCAGUGAGCUGUGGGGUGCCUGUCCACCAGAGCAAGUUAAGCCAGAAACGUAAUAUGACACUUCCCAGUUGUGCAGACAUAUUAGCGCCACCUGUAAAGCAGAAGGCUCGUUUUAAAAUCAAGGAUGCAAAGUGUCUCUUAAGGCCUCGUACCAAAGAAAAAAUUAAAGAUGUUGGGAAGCAGCAAGCAGUUACAGGAGGGCAAUUCCCUUGCACAGACAACUGCCAGGUGACUUUUGUGAACUUCAAGUGUGACUCCUCGAAGAAGAAACGUCGUGGCCGAAAAUCCCCAUCCAAGGAAGUGUCCCAUAUCACCACUGAGUUUGAAGUGGAGCUGAAGUCCGAGGAAGUCUCAGAUACUUGUAAUGUUGACUGUUUACAAAAAAAGAUGGAGCAGAAGCUACAGACAGCUGUCAAAACCUUGAGGAAAUCUAUCAACAAACAGCAAUUUUACAUUGAAUUUUCUGGGACUGAGUAUGAGGUGGCUCAGAAGGCAACCAAAGCGGUUCCUGAAGGACAUGGACCAUGUAGUGCAGGGCAAGUGCAGCAGGAUGGCAAGUGUGUUACCUGCAGCGUGGGCACCUAUUAUAGUGGAGAACAUAAUCAGUGCAUUCUUUGCUCACCUGGAACAUUCCAAAACACAGAAGGACAACUGUCUUGUGAACCAUGCCCAAGCAGUGAGGGACAGGGUGUAGCAGGUGCACAGCAUGUGUCAGAAUGUGGAGGGCAAUGUUCUCCUGGAUAUUUUUCUUCGGAUGGCUUUAAACCUUGUAGACCAUGCCCACUUGGCUCGUACCAGCCUGAAGCAGGAAGGACCCUUUGUUUUCCAUGUGGUGGAGGACUAGUGACAAAAUAUGAAGGUGCAGUCACGUUUCAGGAUUGUGAAACAAAAGUUCAUUGUUCUCCUGGCCACCACUACAACUCUACAACCCACAGAUGCAUCCGGUGCCCUGUCGGAGCCUACCAACCUGAAUUUGGACAGAACUAUUGUCUUGCCUGCCCUGGGAACACCAGUACAGACUUUGAUGGCUCUACUAAUGUUACACACUGUAAAAAUCAACAGUGUGGGGGGGAACUUGGAGACUACACAGGUUACAUUGAGUCUCCCAAUUAUCCGGGAGAUUAUCCAGCCAAUGUUGAAUGCACAUGGAACAUAAGCCCACCACCAAAGAGAAGGAUUCUCAUAGUGGUUCCUGAGAUAUUCCUUCCUAUUGAAGAUGAAUGUGGUGAUGUUUUAGUAAUGAGGAAAAGUGCUUCACCCACAUCAAUUACCACCUAUGAAACGUGCCAGACUUAUGAGAGACCAAUAGCAUUCAGCUCCCGGUCACGAAAGUUGUGGAUUCAGUUUAGAUCCAACGAAGGAAACAGCGGCAAAGGAUUCCAAGUGCCUUACGUGACUUACGAUGAAGAUUAUCAACAGUUAAUAGAAGACAUUGUUCGAGAUGGUCGAUUAUAUGCAUCGGAAAAUCAUCAAGAAAUUUUAAAAGACAAGAAACUGAUUAAAGCCCUUUUUGAUGUGUUGGCACAUCCACAAAACUAUUUCAAGUACACAGCGCAAGAAUCAAAAGAAAUGUUUCCAAGAUCAUUUAUAAAGUUAUUGCGAUCAAAAGUUUCUAGAUUUCUACGACCAUACAAAUAGAUUCUAGUGCUUUUAAUUUUUUUGGUGUACUUUGCAUUCCUGUCAAGUAUUGUAUGAUCUCCGACAGUAGAAACGUUUUUGCUAAUCUGGGGACUCCUCUGCAGUUUUUUAUUUUAAAUUGUAUAUUGAAGAAUAACUAUAAUGAUUUAUAAUCUCAAGUACACUGAAUGGUGUGGUGUUUUUUUUUACAUCGGAGAAAAAUAAUUUUGGAUUCCAGAGUUCAUCCAGUUGAAGAUCCAAAUAUCGACACUAGUUUUUCUUCAGUUUACCAUAGGAAGCAUUCCUUUUAGAAAACGUAUGUUCUGAAUCUUCGCUGGAGGAGGAAAGAUUUUCUUCUCAGCAAAGAAGAAAGCUGUUCAUUAUGGUCAAAGAAACUACCUGAAAAGAAGAGUUAAGAGAGAAAGGAGUACAUAGUAUGAAUAAUAUUUGGAUUUUGAAUUGCACUUGAAUAUGUGAAAUUUUAUGUGGAAAAUCUAAAUUUCACUGUUUCCGAUUGGCGGUUUUGUGGAGACUUUAUUCUAGGUAUAAACAAAAAAUGAGGAGGCGGGAGCAGGGGUAGCAUAAUUAUAUCUCUUUUAUCAGGCAUGUAAUGUAAAUCAGGGUUAAUGCUUCUGGAAAGAUGAUCUGAUAUUCCAUGAUCUAAUAUUUUAUCAGUCCUGCUGUCACAUUCGUUUAAAAUAAUUGUUACAGUAUGAUAGAAGAGAUUCAAAGGAAAAAAUCGUAGCCAGUUUGCUUGCCUUUGUGACAUAUCUUAAAAAGUACAAUACAGGUAGAUGAUUCUAUUUGUGGUCAUGUUCCUGUUAUAUCUGUAGUUAACCUAAGUACUAUUCAGUGGAUGCGGUCUUUUCUAAGAAGGUCUAUCCAGAGCUCUGCUGGUACAGGACAGGGAGAGAAGGAAGGGAGCAGAGUUAUGGCCACUUUGGAAAGUUGGGGGGAGGGGGUGUUCAAUGAGUAUCCUAGGUUCUUUCUUCUCCCAAAGCAAGAAACAUUGUCCUUGCAAACUCACUUCAACUUUAUAGGUUUGCUGCAUUGUUUAUCUACAUCACAUUGCAAGAUUAUACAAUUUCUUCAAGUGCUUGUAACUUCUAUUUAUCCCAUACUUGUAGUAAAUUGAAAUUGUGUGAUAAAAGGUUAGUUUUCAGGGUCCAAGAUACUGUUUUUGUGAUGAUCCUUAAAAUAGGUCAAAGGGUGGUUGGGUAGUGUCUGUUUUUGUGUGGUGAGUAUGAAAAUUGGUUGGCCCCUUCUUGUUGAAAAAUGUGAUCUAUUAAUUUAUAGUCAAUAUGGCCACCUAUGUUGCUAUAAAUGUUUUUCUUGAUUAUAGCAAAAUACUGAUAUUGCACAUAUUUCAAAUGUUGUUUGAAAAAUCCUUUCAAGAAGAAAAUAUUCUUCUCAUGGCAAAUGUUUAAGAAAUUAUGAUGAUUUGUAGAUAUCAUUUUCACUUCCUUUCUCCCAAGGAGCUCAGGGUGCUGUGUUCUCUUCCCACUAUUUUAUCCUCACAGCAACUUUAUGAACAGUGUUAGGCUGAGAUAAAUUGAUUGAGCUGCCUAGGGAGCCUUAUGAUUAUAGGUUCAAAAGAAAAAGAGAGAGAGUAAUUACGAUAAAAAGAUUAUCAUCAAUCUGUCCAUAAAUACAAAUAGUAGGAUCCUAUAACCUCAUUUUGUCUUGGAGCAAUGUGGGGAAGGGAGGAGUUUAACCAUUCAAUCGCCACUCAGUUCUGUUCAAAAACUGUUUCCCCCCCCCCCCCGCUCUGCUAUUAUCAUUAAAAAGGAGAAGAUUCUGUAACUUGCUUUUUCCAGAGGGACUAUGUACUAUGUUUGUCUUCAGUGGAUCAAAUUUCCAACAGCUGGAUAAUAGAUUUGACUCAGCAUAUCAGAAACAUGGAAUCUGCCUCCUAAUGCUUUGGGCACCACAGUUGUCAGUGUUGAUCAUCUAAACAUUGGGGAAAACAGCGGUCAAAAAACUGGGGCGGUUUUGGGUUUGUUUGUUUGUUUGUAUAUAUAGAACAAGUCUAUGAAAGGGAAAAAUUAGUAGGAAUUAAUUCUGUGCUGUUCAAAAGAAAAAGACCAAUCUUAUUUGACUAUGUAAAAUCUUUAAAAAAUCAAAUCUCCCCCAAAAUUAAAGAAAUAGAAUUAACACAAUACCUGAUGAA